AUGAAAAAGGAAAAGGAAAAGGGAGAGAAGUCGCCCAAGGACAAAGAUGCCGCUGUUGCUGAAAAAACGCGGUCGAAUAGCAAUGCAGACGCAGCACCUAGCUUCUCUGAUGCUAUGGUAGCUAACCUCACAAAGCGAAUUGAGCAAAGGUUGAAGGGCGAUGAGAGUGGAAAUAAAGCCUUAUCCAAGGUUGAUAAGAAACAAAAACCGGAAAAGAAUGAAAAGCGCAAAGGGCGAGAGAUGGACAAUGAGGUGAAGCACACUGAUAAACCCGCCAAAAAAAGAGAGCCAAUUGCAGAUAUCAAUGCCACCGACAAAGCGGGAAAGAAACGAGAUCGAAGUGGGAAGAUAAUAAAACCUCAAGUGGCUGAAAAACCAUACUCGCCGGAGAAAAAACAGGGUGCGGACGGGAAGAGUUGGGAAGAAGAGGUGUAUGCAAUUGGCGGGACAAAAGAGGAUCUUGAUCUUGUUGCUGGCGCUGAAUCAGACUCAGAGAUGGAAGAUAAAGAAAUUUCUAGCGGUGAUCUUGAGAGACUCCGAAGAGACCUCGGUAGGCUGAUUAAUGGUGAAAAUGAGCUACCUGAUAUUGAAGAUACUCCUGCGCAAGGGGAGACGAAAUCUGCCAAAACGAAGCAAGGAAAGAAACAGGACAAGAAGCCAUCCGGAGAAAGAUUGCUAGAGAAGCCCAUACAGGAGGAAAAGUCUCCGGGAAAUGCUGUCUCAGAGAAUACUCCCGUUAAGCGCGAGAGUAAAAAGGUACAGAAGAAGGAUGCUACGAUCUCGGGGACAACGGCAUCGACCCUGGAAGCUAAGGUUCCUAAGAGGAGUUCAUCUUCAUCCUCAAAUCUUAUCAUUCCCGAUCGCUCGGAUUGGUAUGCUACUCCACUUCCGGAUAUCUCUUACGAUUCCAGUCGCCCUAUAAAUGUUUCCCGACAAAUACUUGAGCGCGUUCGUGAAUACGCCAUGACACUACUGGAGGCUGAAAAUAAAGCAUAUGCGUCCAAUAGAGACUCAAAGUCAUCGAGCUAUAAGUUUUAUUCGACCAUUGUUUCUUCAGGGACCCUAAGUGACAAAAUAUCAGCCUUGACCCUCUCAGCCCAAGAGUCGCCUCUUCACAAUACCCAGGCUCUGGAAAAUUUAGUCGGUUUAGCAAAAAAGCGGAGCAGAGCUCAGGCUGUCGAAGUCUUACGCUCACUGAAAGAUAUGUUUGCUCAAGGCACCUUACUUCCUAGUGAUCGACGAUUGAAAUAUUUUGUUAAUCAGCCAGCCCUAGCUGCUGCAUUGGCGGAGUCAGGGGGUAAUUGGGACGUUGGCGACAAGCUUCCAAAUCAGAUUGAGAAGAGCCAUUUAAUCAUGUGGGCGUUCGAAGACUUCGUUAAAGACCAAUACUUCGAGGUACUGAAAGUCCUCGAAGUUUGGUGCAACGAUGAAAUCGAAUUCUCUCGAUCGAGGGCCCUGAGUUACGUUUAUGAGCUUCUGAAGGAAAAACCAGAACAGGAAUCUAACUUACUACGUCUUCUGAUCAAUAAGUUGGGUGACCCUAGCAAAAAGAUUGCUUCGCGGGCUUCCUACCUUCUCCUUCAGCUCGAACAAGCCCACCCGCUCAUGAAGGGAACAAUUGUAUCUGCGAUAGAGUCGGAAUCUCUUUUCCGCCCCGGGCAGAGUCAACACGCAAAAUACUAUGGAGUGAUCACUCUCAACCAGACCAUUCUGAGCAAGGGCGACGAUAAAGUUGCAUCACAGCUUCUUGACAUUUAUUUCCCUCUUUUCGUUGCUCUUCUAAAGUCAAAGAAAGAAACGCACACCCAAGGGAAGCAUGAAAAGGACAAACACUCUAAAAAAGGGAAAAAGGGGAAGGGGGGGAAUGAUGCUGCCAAGGGGGAAGCUCAGGAUGAGGAACUACGAGAGAAACUCAUUUCAGCUGUUUUGGUUGGCGUUAACCGCGCCUAUCCUUUUACUACGUCAAGCUUUGAAUUGCUUUCUAAACACCUGGAUACCCUAUUCCGCAUUACUAAUUCUUCUAAUUUUAACACAAGCAUUCAAGCUCUCAUGCUUAUUCAACAGCUCUCCUCAUCACACGCAGUUUCAGCAGACCGCUUUUACAAGACACUCUAUGAGUCUUUACUGGAUCCUCGUGUGGCAACAUCCUCAAAACAGUCGAUGUACCUUAAUCUGCUAUACAAGGCAUUGAACACUGAUGUCAACAUAAAACGAAUCAAGGCGUUUGUCAAGCGUUUAGUUCAAAUACUAGGCGUGCACAACCCAUCAUUCAGUUGUGGUGUUUUGUAUUUGAUUAAACAGCUCGAAUCGACAUUCCCGUCUCUUACAGCUAUGGUGGAUCAACCUGAAGACGCCGAGGACGAUGACGAAGAAGAAGUCUUUAUGGAUGUUCCAGACGAUGGAGAAGAGGAAAUGGAGGUAGAUAAGGAAGAAGCUAAGGCAAAAUUUUCUGCAACUCGUUAUGACCCUCGAAAGAGAGACCCAGAGCAAAGCAACGCUGAUAGAAGUUGUCUUUGGGAGCUGCUCCCUUAUCUGUCCCACUAUCACCCCUCGGUAGCUGUUAGCGCUAAACAGCUGCUAACACAUGAAAAGAUGUCUGGGAAACCAGACCUCACGAUCCAUACUCUCACUCACUUCCUGGAUCGUUUUGUUUACAAAACUCCGAAGGCUACGCCUAGUCUUCGCGGGUCCUCUAUCAUGCAGCCUCUUGCUGGCGGGGACUCCAGUGGCCUAUUAGUAACAUCUGGACGAAAUGCAGCACAGCAACCAGUUAACAGCGAGUCAUUCUGGAGGAAACAAAGUGACGAGGUUGCUGCCGAAGAUGUUUUCUUCCACGAUUACUUCAACCGCCUAGGAAAGGACAAGUUGCGUCAGAAAUCCAAGAAGAAAGCUUCCAAGGGUGAUGACGAAGAAGGCGAGAGUGAUGAAGAGUCUGAAGUUUGGAAGGCUUUGGUACAAUCACAGCCUGAACUGGAUGGCGAAGGUAUUAGUGAUGAUGACAUGGAUAUGGAUGACUUUGAAUCUGCCAUGGACGCAAGCGAUGAUGAUUUGGAGGGUAUGGAUGGAGAUAUGGACGGGGAUCGUGAAAUUGACGAUGAUGUUAUCAUCAAUGAAGAGAGCUCAGGUGAAGAGGAAGCUGUCUCUGAAGCUGAGGUGGAUAAAUCCAUCGACAUGGAUGAUGACAUGUUUAACAUCGAUCAAUCAGAUGAGGAGGCCUUCUUGGAUAGCGACGCAGAGUUGCCGUCUGACUUGGACAUGGAGACUGAAUUCAAAGAUACGGAAAAGAAGUCAGAAUCGAAGAGGGAAAAGAGACGAAAACUCAAACAUCUGCCCACUUUUGCAUCGGUCGAAGAUUAUGCCGCACUACUGGGUAAAGAUGACGAUGAAGGCUUUUAA
This is a messenger RNA of Microsporum canis CBS 113480, 3396 nucleotides long. Its product is annotated as CCAAT-box-binding transcription factor. Lineage: Eukaryota; Fungi; Ascomycota; Eurotiomycetes; Onygenales; Arthrodermataceae. The record is from RefSeq and is a predicted model, not a curated record. Bases 1 to 3396 code for a protein of 1131 amino acids. The transcript has 4 exons. Gene Ontology annotation, cellular component: nucleus.